AUGGUGGACACGGAGGAUAUGGCCACGGCGGCCACGGAGGAUAUGGCCACGGCGGGCAUGGUGGAUAUGGCCACGGUGGACACGGAGGUUAUGGCCAUGGUGGACACGGUGGAUAUGGAUACGGACGAUGAAGCAGAACUAGCCUAUUGUUUAGUGUGGGUAUAUAUUUCUCGAGGCUCCUUUCAUGGACCAGUCGACUCCUGGGAUCUCACGAUGGUGUCCAAAGCUCUGACCGUGGCGCUGUCCCUCCUCGUUCUGCUGGCUGCUGCCCUGGCUAGCCCCUUGCCCGAGCCUGGCUAUGGUGGUCAUGGCGGGCAUGGUGGAUAUGGCCAUGGUGGACACGGAGGAUAUGGCCACGGCGGGCACGGAGGAUAUGGCCACGGUGGCCACGGAGGAUAUGGCCACGGUGGGCAUGGUGGAUAUGGCCACGGUGGACACGGAGGUUAUGGCCAUGGUGGACACGGUGGAUAUGGACGAUGAAGCAGAACUAGUGACAUGCUGGUUAGGGAAGAUAGUGUUUACAAAAAAUUUACAUUGUUAUUUCGUCACCCCCAGAUUAUCACAAUAUUUGAAAACGAUUUAUUUUUCCAUUUUUUCUUUUUCACUUUGUUUUGGAAAGAAAGCACAGUCAGAUGUAGAAGAAGAAAUACUCCUAAUUUCACCCUUAUUGAAUUCUUUCUAUUCUCAACUCGACCAUAAACAACAUACGGCUCUACUAUCAAGGUUGUAAAGCAUGCAAAAUGUAGA
Molecule: messenger RNA, 747 nt
Organism: Penaeus monodon (black tiger shrimp)
Lineage: Eukaryota; Metazoa; Arthropoda; Malacostraca; Decapoda; Penaeidae
Product: glycine-rich cell wall structural protein-like
Exons: 3
Coding region: 1-480 (159 amino acids)
Source: RefSeq, a predicted model, not a curated record